AUGCUCGACGCGAUUGCCGAAGUGGCUAAUAACGGGGAUGCGAGAGGCGUGGAACUGCGAGGGUACUUGAACCGCGCGACUCUCAACCUCAUUCUGCGGCUGACUGUCGGAAAGCAUUACACCUACAGCACGAUCCGUCGCGCCGCUGCUGCCGCGCCUGGCGAGAUCCUCGACGCGGCUUACAAGACGGACUGGGAGGGACGGCUGGCCAAGAAAUUUGCGGAAACUUCGCCGCGAUCUGCGGCGGAUGCGGCGGAGGAUGAAAUGGAAGGCGAGAAGGUCAUUGCGAUGGUGGACGAGACGUUUCAGGUGAUGGGGACAUUUAACUUGGCGGAUUUCGUUCCAUGGCUCAGCCCUUUGGACCCGCAGCGCAUCUACUGGCGCGCGAAGCGGCUCAAACCGAAUACAGACGGGUUUCUGUAUGCGUGCAUCGAGGAAAGAAGCGAGAUGCUGAAAAAGCAGGGAGAGGGAGAGGAGGCGGAAAGAGUGAUGGUAGAUGCUCUGUUGGAGAUGGAGGGGGAAGGGGAGGAUAGGGUUACCCGAAAAGAUAUGAUGCUGCUGUGUAUGGACAUGAUGAAUGCUGGCACGGACACCACUGCCAAAACCGUGGAAUGGGCCCUUGCUGAGCUGGCAAGGCACCCGGCCAUGCUGGAACGCCUCCAAGCUGAGGUGGAUGCGGCGCAUGCCAAGUCAGCUGCGGUAGGGGAUGGCAUGGGGAAACAGGGCGAGGAAAAUGCAUCUCUCCCAGUACAAGAGAUGCCGUAUCUUCAGGCGGUGAUCAAAGAGACUCUGAGGCACCACCCACCAGUACCACUCCUCAUCCCUCACAUGACAACUGCCAGUGUUGCUAUUGGCGGUUACACCAUCCCUUCAAACACGAUCAUUCAGAUCAACGGCUGGGGUCUCGCUCACGAUCCAACGGUCUGGACCAACCCCGAUGAAUUUGACCCCAGCAGGUUUCUCGUCCCGUCUGCUCCUGAUGUGACCGGGCAGGAUUUUUGUGUGCUGCCGUUUGGUUCGGGCAGGCGUGGGUGUGUGGGUUUGAAUCUGGGAAUGGAUUUAUCUGCUCGCAUGCUGGCCAAUUUCAUUCACCGGUUUAGCUUGAAGCUGCCUGAAAACGUGGUGAAGUCUGGUGGAGUGGACUUGGGAGAGGAGUUCAGUCUUACCGUGGCACUGGCAAAGCCACUGCGGCUUGUGCUCCUGGAGAGAAAUGCUUGUCACACUCACUGUCCCUCUCGACUUGCCACUGGUGCUGCAACCACUCCUACUGCUCCUGCUGCUUGGGAAUAA
This is a messenger RNA of Closterium sp. Naga37s-1, 1290 nucleotides long. The record is from the annotation of a GenBank genome assembly. NCBI's taxonomy places the organism in Eukaryota, Viridiplantae, Streptophyta, Zygnematophyceae, Desmidiales, Closteriaceae.